AUGCCGCCCCCCAGGACCCCCAGGACCCCCUUCCACAUCGAGGCGAUCCUGGCCGCCCCCCCCCGGCCCGGCCCCGCCGCCCCCUGCCCGCAGCCCCCGAGCUGGCCGGGGCCGGGGGCGCUGCCGGGGGCCUGGGGCUGGGGCUGGGGCUGGGGCUGGGGAGGUCUGGAGUUGUCUCACUGCGUAGGGACCGAUCCCCUGGGCCCCGCUGGGCCCUGGAGGUCCGGGGGGCCCUGCAAGAUGAAGAGGGUCCGCACGGUCUUCAAACCAGAGCAGCUGGAGCGGCUGGAGCAGGAGUUCCUCAAGCAGCAGUACAUGGUGGGCACGGAGCGAGUCGACCUGGCUGCAACUCUGCAUCUCACGGAGACUCAGGUGAAGGUCUGGUUCCAGAACCGGAGGAUCAAAUGGAGGAAGCAGAGCAUGGAGCAGAAGAAGGCAAAGCUGGCGCAGUUUGGGGUGAUGCAGCCUGCCUCCGCAGACUCGACGGACGUCAAGGACAAUGAGGAGGACACAGUGGACGUUGAGCUUUGAGCAGCUGAUGGGAUUCCGCUGCCACUCUUAUUUUUGCAGAUGUGCCUGCAUGAUGGAGGUGUACUGGGGGUGCAAGCACUUCAGUGCUUAAACCUCUCAAUCUGAGAGAACUGCAGCUGGCUGGGAGGAGCCCCCCAAGUGCAGAGACCCCUCUUUGGUAGCCACGUACCAUCGUUCCUGGGGUUCAUCACCAGGCCAGCUGCAAUGAUGGUGCCAUCGUUGUGGCAAGGUGUGUGAUCUCGUUUGCUGUUGAAGUGCCAGGGAGCACAAACAUUUUUCUGUAGAGAGGCUGGGGUGAAAAUCAGGUGGUGUCUGUGAAGGCUGUGAGCGUGAGGGCAUUUGAACACAGGGUGUUGCAGGUGACCGUGUGCUCCUAAGAGGGAAACCUGUGCUGGGAGGAGAAUCAGCCCUGGUUGUUUCUCCUGGACAUCUUGAUUCCCAUGUUUGAUACUGAGAUCACAACAAAAAAAAAGUGAAAGUUGUAAAGUCCUUUGCUCCCACCCGUAGUAUCUUUAUUCUUGUCAUAAUCGUAUUUAUGCUCAUAUAUUAUCCUUGCAGUAUGAUGAACGGGGUCUGGGCCUGCCCCUGGAGCAGAAGUGCCUCCUGUCCUGUGCCUUGCUGUAUUUUGCCUUCGUUUUGCCUUCCAAACCCCUGUGGGUCUCUCAGCCUUCUGACACUGCCUUACUCUCCACGGUGUGUGCAUGCUGCCGCAGCAGGGAAUAAGGGGCUCCUCCGGCUUGCUGAGGUGCGGGGAUCGGGGCUGUUAUAAAACAGCAGCUUUCCAACACCUCUGCUGGUUCAGACGGCCCCCUGCCCCUCGGCCAGAUGUGCUGAUCCCGGCCCAGACGGCAGCUGCUCUCUUCUGUCCUCGUUAUACACCACGGUGCUGCGGGAAGCAGCACCUGGAGCGCUUGGCGAGCACAUCUGUAACCACACGCUGUUCUAUGGUGGGUGGAAGGGCUCUGAGGGGCUGGGACUAAAUAAUUGUUUGGGCUUUCCCGUCUGUUUUAGUAAUUCUUUGGGGCUGGUGUCCACACCAGCAGCAGCUAAGCACGCUGGCUGUCACCUUGCAGUCCCAGGGUGCUGCGAGCUCAGGAUAAUUCAUUGUGCCUCCUC
Cygnus atratus (black swan) is the source of this 1647-nucleotide messenger RNA. Its product is annotated as homeobox protein not2-like. Gene Ontology annotation, molecular function: DNA-binding transcription factor activity, RNA polymerase II-specific; DNA binding. The transcript is spliced from 3 exons. Bases 1 to 531 code for a protein of 176 amino acids. The record is from RefSeq and is a predicted model, not a curated record. Gene Ontology annotation, biological process: regulation of DNA-templated transcription; neuron differentiation; central nervous system development. Lineage: Eukaryota; Metazoa; Chordata; Aves; Anseriformes; Anatidae.